AUGUGUGAGGGGCUACUGAGGGUAGCACCAUUGCACAGCCACCAACAUGCCUACCAGAUUGGGAAGUCUACGGAGACAGCACUGAAUUCCCUUGUUGAGCAAAUCGAACGAGCUAUGAAGAGCAAGGAAGUAGCAUUAGCUGUUUUUCUCGACAUCGAAGGAGCGUUCGACAACACAUCCAUUGAUGCGAUAUUAAACUCUGCCAGGACAAAAGGGCUGAACAACACCACAUACAGAUGGGUAGAGGCCCUCCUUAGAGGUCGUCAUGUAAAUGCAGACCUGUUCGGAGAAUCGAGAAGGGUUCGCGCAACCAGGGGCUGCCCACAAGGGGGAGUCAUCUCUCCCAAAUUGUGGAACCUGGUAGCAGAUGAACUUCUGGUUCGUCUAAAUGAGGCUGGAUACUAUGCGCAAGCAUAUGCAGAUGACUUCGUUAUACUGAUAAGAGGAAAACACUGCAACGACCUCUCAGACCUAAUGAGCGGAGCUCUCAGGAUCGUGGAGGAGUGGUGCAGAGAUAAGAACCUCAGGGUGAAUCCUACGAAGACGACAUUGGUCCCAUUCACAAGGAAAUACAACCUAGGUAACAUCCAAGCUCCAAGCAUUUUUGGAAGUGAAAUUAAGGUGGCUGACACAGUCAAAUAUCUAGGUGUCUACCUAGAUAAAAGAAUGAACUGGAACCAGCACCUAGAGCACAUCAUAAACCGAGCAAAAAGGGCCAUGAAUUUGGCCAGAAGGUCGGUUGGCAAGAGGUGGGGGCUGAAACCGGCGAUAACCAAAUGGGUCUAUACGUCGAUAGUAAGACCCAUCAUAACAUAUGCAGCAUGCAUAUGGUGGGAAAAAACGGAGCAAAAGGGAGCUCGGAAUAAGCUGGACUCGCUGCAAAGACUGGCAUGCUUGUACACGACAGGAGCAGUGAGAACAACUCCAACAGCGGCAAUGGAGGUGAUGCUAGGCCUGCCACCCCUGCACCUAGCAGUGGAGGGGGAGGCAGUAGCAGGAGCCUUUAGGCUGAAAAUCAACAGCUUAGAUGGCAAACUGCGGCCAAGACACCAGUCACUCUGUGAGAGUCCAAGCUUCCCUCCGGCUUUACACAUGGUCUCUGAUCAAAUGAAAACAACGUACAACUUCGACAUUCCAUACAGGCUCCGCAUCAGCGAAGGCGAGGGGAACCAGAAAAUGGUAGACGAUGCCCUGGCUGCCUCGGAAGUUAGCUACUUCACUGACGGAUCUAAGUCAGGAGAUAAGACAGGAGCAGCGGUGUACGGAAACAAAAACUGCAAACUGAAGGCGAGUCUCGGCAGGAGCACCACGGUGAACCAGGCGGAGCUAUACGCCAUAAUGAUGGCAGCGAAUAACGCUAUAGACAAAGGCUGGAGAGACAAAAGGAUCACCUUUUUCUCGGACAGCCAAGCAACUCUAAAAGCGGUAUCAAACUUCAAGGUCAAUUCAAAAUUGACCAUGGAGGGCAUACAGAGGCUCACAAGACUGGCCAACGACAACCACGUCACAUUGGUGUGGGUUCGUGGGCACACAGGUGUGAGGGGGAACGAAACUGCUGACCGCUUAGCUAAGGAGGCAUCAGAGGAAAAUUACAUCGGACCAGAACCAGUGUUUGGACUGACCAAAAAAGGAUUCAGAACAACAGUGAGGGACUGGGUGAUGGAAGAGGCGAACAAAGAGUGGCAGAAUGCCGAAGGCAUGAGACAUUCCAAGCAAAUGCUGGAAGGCUACUCAAGGAAAAUGACUGCAAACCUGUUGCAUCGUAGCAGGGAGCAGCUAGGUAUACUGUCGGGAUUACUGACAGGACACAAUCUCCUGCGGAAACACAUGCACAGGAUGGGUAUCUUCAAGGAUGAACCAAAGUGUAGGCUGUGUGAGGUAGAAGAGGAAACUGCAGAGCAUAUCAUCUUCGACUGUGAAGCUCUGGAAAAGAAAAGACAGGACAUCCGAGGAGAUAACUCCUGGGAUGACUGUCUAGCACCUGAGUUAGUUGCGGGCACUCUCCUCCAACUUGUUGAAGGGGAGGGCUUCUGGGACUAA
Molecule: messenger RNA, 2040 nt
Organism: Bemisia tabaci
Lineage: Eukaryota; Metazoa; Arthropoda; Insecta; Hemiptera; Aleyrodidae
Biological process (GO): DNA replication, removal of RNA primer
Molecular function (GO): nucleic acid binding; RNA-DNA hybrid ribonuclease activity
Source: RefSeq, a predicted model, not a curated record